Messenger RNA from Lampris incognitus (smalleye Pacific opah), 2593 nucleotides. RefSeq names its product prolyl endopeptidase like (gene prepl). Gene Ontology annotation, biological process: proteolysis. Gene Ontology annotation, cellular component: cytoskeleton; Golgi apparatus. The record is from RefSeq and is a predicted model, not a curated record. The coding region runs from base 1 to 2202 and encodes 733 amino acids. The transcript is spliced from 15 exons. Lineage: Eukaryota; Metazoa; Chordata; Actinopteri; Lampriformes; Lampridae. Gene Ontology annotation, molecular function: serine-type endopeptidase activity.
AUGGCCGGCCUGUCUUCUUUUCAUUUGCCGUUUUCUCGUUUCGCCAAAGCCGCGUUGCCGCUAUCUGGCGGCAUCUCCGUAUGCAAAUGGGGGACACCGCGCUCCGCGUCCGCUACACGUUGGUACGCAAAGAGCUCCUCGAUCUCACCAGCCGAGAGCUCUCACUCCAGCCUUGAGAGGUAUAAAGAUCUACAGAGGUAUUUCAACAGGAGAAUUAGGGCAACAUACCGCAGGUUCUCUGAUAUACCUGACAAUUCACUGGUCUAUGGACUUCACCAUGUGUAUUGUGUGGAGGGCGAUCGAAUCUACAGAAUGGACAGGAGACAGAGUAAGUUUGAACCUGAGCCAGAACAGGUGUUAUGUCUGGGACAGUGCUCCACUGGAGAAAAUCAAAGACACCAAAAGGAGGAGAUGAAGGAGAAAGAGGAAGAAUGGACCAUCCAGCGAGUGCGACUGUCCCCUCAGGAGAAGCACCUUGCUGCCACGUUGAAGAACAUUCACAGGGAGGAGCCAAGGUGUGUUGUGGUAAGGCUAAGAGAAGAAGCCUCUGCCUGUUCCCUGGAUCUCCCGCAGACCAUUCUCACACUGGACAAAGUGUUCACCUUCGAGUGGGCCACAGACACGGUCCUGUUUUACACCACUCAGGAGGGUCUACGCUGUAGCAGAGUAUUUCGUUUGGACCUGACUUCCAAUGGAAGCAGGAUAACUCCGGUGUAUGAAGACACACAGGCUGACACGUUUGUGGAAGUGGCCCUUUCCAGAGACAAACAUAUGCUUACUAUUAACUGCAACAGCAAGACCAGUUCAGAGGUGUGGUUUAUAGAUGUAACCAUGCCCAGCUUGCAACCCAUCCUUGUUCAACCACGCCAACCGGACCUGUUGUACCAUGUAGAGCACUGGAGAGGUUGGCUGGUUAUACUGGCUAAUACAAGCCCUGGACAGGAGUACCAGGUGCUGAAGGCCCCUCUUUCAGAGCCGUCCAUGAUGUCAUGGGUGCCUUUGUAUGUACCUGAUCCUGGCUCUGCAGUCCGAGACUUGGAGGUGGCAGGCGACCACUGCGUGUUGACAACAAGAGUAACAACUGGUGAACUGGUCCUGACCGUGGUCCCACUGGCCCAACCCAAGCAGACAUACAGUAUACAACUCCCCUCCUGGGCCUGCACCGCUGCAACUAAAAGACCAGACGUUGCAAACAUACACAGAGUGCUAGAGUUCCUGCUCUCAUCUCCAGUCCACCCGCCAGUGCCAUAUCAUCUCUACCCCAAGGAUGGCUUUCUUUUAUUGGGCACAGAAGAAGAAGGGACCCCUCCAGAGGACUUGAGUGGGAGCAAAUACUUCACCACACGCUUGGAGGCCCAUGGCCAGGACGACACCCUGGUGCCCGUGACUUUGUUCCAUGCUGUACCUGUGGCAUGUUUGAGGGAGGCGCCACUGCUCGUUCAUGUGUAUGGAUCGUAUGGCAGGGAUCUCAACAUGGACUUCUGCCCAGAGAGAAGGCUACUGUUGGAGCAGGGCUGGGCACUGGCCUAUUGCCACAUUAGGGGUGGAGGGGAGCGGGGUCUGUCCUGGCACAAGCAGGCUCGUAUGGGAGGGAAGCAAAAAGGAGUAGCGGACCUCCUGGCCUGUUUAUAUUACCUUUUCUCCUUGGGAGUUUCCUCCCCCUUGCUGACUGCCCUUACUGCCUGCAGUGCUGGGGCUGUGCCAGUGGGGGCGCUGUGCAAUACACACCCACACCUGAUGCGCGCUGUCACGCUGCAGGCUCCAUUUCUGGAUGUGUUGGGUACAAUGGAAGACCCGGGACUGCCUCUGACUGUGGAGGAGAGAGAGGAGUGGGGAGACCCUCUGGCAGACCCCCAGCACAGACUCAAUAUCACGUCAUACUGUCCCCUUCACAACAUUACUCCUCAGCUUUACCCCUCCGUGCUGCUGACUGCCUAUAGGGGGGAUGCCAGGGUGCCAUUAAGUGGAAUAGUCAAGUAUACUGAGAAACUGAACAAAGCCAUUCAGACACACUUCAGUACUCACCCUGGAUCAGAAUGUGAGCCAAGGCCUAAUGUGGUUCUCAAUAUACAACCUGGAGCAGACCACUUUGGACCAGAAGACUUUGGGCUGAUGCUGGAGGAGAUGGCGCUCCAGCUGGCCUUCCUCUACACGGAGCUGGGCCUGCAACCUCCUCGACAUCCACGGAAGAGGAAGAGAUAGCUGAACCACAGGAAGGGGUCCAACCACAGUCAACCAAAUAGCUAACAUUCACACUAAAGUGGCCGCUACUACCAGUCAAAGCUGAGGCCGGACCCUCAAAGACAUCAGCCCUACAGAAGAAAGUCAGAAUGCCAAUGGCAUGAUCCAGAGUUCUUUACUUUGUCAAGCUAAAUACAAAAUAGGUAUUGUCGAGGAAGGACAAUGAUUUAUGUUUAGAAGUUCACAUUCUUAACAUAUUAGAAAGAUGGAAAACAACAGUAUAAAAGUAUUUAUUUGAAUGAGCGGAAUCUUUUUUUUACUGCUAUCAAGGAAAAGUUGAUGACAUACAGCUCCAGUGGAAUGGCAUCAACAUGACGGUUCGAUUUGGCCGUGCUGAAUGUACAGAUGGGAA